AUGAUUUCAUAAUUAAUUUUGUCAGUAUUAUUAGGAAUAACCUUCUGUAAUUGGACAAGAACUCCAUAAAUAACAAUUGAUAAGUUCAACUAAACAGAUUAAAAAAUUUCAAUCAGCACUGAAGAUUUCAAGCAUUUAAAGUAUCCCAAUGCUUUCGACUUGGAAUUAUAUUAUUAUGAAGGAUUAAUUGAUAAGAAGGAUAUUACCAAAUAUUAAAAAAUCAAUGAUACAUAAUUAUAUUAAUAAGGCUGCUCUUAUUUUGAAAGGAAAAUAAAAGUGGAAGAUCAAUUGUAAAUCUAGCUUCCUGAUGAAAGCAAGUUUAAUUUUACUGAUAUGGUAGUUGUAGGUUAAUAAGCAUACCUGAUAAGAAGUGAUAACAAAAUAUUCAAGGUGCAAUUAGAUUUUAAUGGAUAUGAAUUAAAGAAAAUGAGUGUUUAAUCCUAGCAUUUGGAUUACUCAGAAUAAAUAGCUAUUGAUUAAAAGAAGAAAUCCCACUUUGUAGUUGCAAAUGAUUAAAUUUUUGUAGUGACAGAAAAAGGAGCAAUUAGUUUUUAGUAUUAGGGAUGGUAAAAUGGAAAUUUGCCUCCAAUUUAAUUUCACAAAUUAGAGGAAGUGAGUAAUAUAAAUUAUGUCCAUUAUGAUGAAAAAUAUUAAAGAUUAUUCAUAGUAGCAGGAAAAUAAGGAGUAUUGGUAUACAAAAUAUAAGAAAAGAACUUAAACCAUGCAUACACAAUAACAGGAAAUCUAAACAUCAUUAAAGUCUAAACUAAAAAUGAUUAACUCUUUUUGUUAGAUGAUAAAAUUGGAAUACACUUUUUCACUUUAAAUGAAAAUGAAUACACUGAUAAUGAAUUUAAGAUUCCUUUGGAAAACCCGAUAUCUUUUGUGUAUAACAAGAACUCGUUUUUAGUAAUAGCUUAAACAGGGUAAUCUUAGGAUAAGAUUAUUUUUGGAAUAGAAAUUUUGUUUAAUUUUAAAAAUCAGGACUUUUAUUACAAUAAAUUUUAUUUAGAAGAUAUGCAAUUAAAAGAAGUUCAAAAUUGUGGAAACUUUUAAUUCUUAAUUGGUUAUGAUGUACACAAAGUAAUUUAGACCAAUGUUUAUCGAGGAUUUGUUGAUGAAAAUUUUGAUUAUGAUACCGACUUCAUGAUACCCUUAUUGUAGAAAAUUGAAGAAAUUGAAGGUACAGAUUAUGAAAAAGCAGAUACUUAAUAUCAUUAUUCAUUAGCAUUGACUCCUCAUUAUUUAUAUGGAUUGAUUAUUAAGGAUAAAAAUCCAGAGAUAGUUUGUUCGUCUAUUAAAUAAAUUGAGUAAUCUUAUGCAAUUUUAAUUAAUUCAACUUAAUGCGAGAAGGCUGAAAUAGAUCCGUUCAUAGUGUGUCAUGAGGAACAUUUUAUUAAUUUAGUAGUAAAUGAAGUAUUGCUAGAUUCAUAAUCAUAAUGGUAUGCAGAGGUUUUCCUGAUUGUUGUUUUUGCAAUUUUUAUUCUGUUAUUGAUUUGCGGAUACAGAAUGUGUUCAAAAUGGAGAGUUAUUAUGUAAAAAAUGGAAGAGCAAUUAAAAAAAUAAGAAAAUAAAAAAAAACAAUACGCAAAUUUACAAAUGGCAUGA
Messenger RNA from Paramecium tetraurelia, 1608 nucleotides. RefSeq lists its product as uncharacterized. The transcript is spliced from 3 exons. The record is from RefSeq and is a predicted model, not a curated record. Lineage: Eukaryota; Ciliophora; Oligohymenophorea; Peniculida; Parameciidae.